Molecule: messenger RNA, 1234 nt
Organism: Strigops habroptila (Kakapo)
Lineage: Eukaryota; Metazoa; Chordata; Aves; Psittaciformes; Psittacidae
Gene: HSD11B1
Product: hydroxysteroid 11-beta dehydrogenase 1
Exons: 7
Coding region: 145-1053 (302 amino acids)
Biological process (GO): steroid catabolic process
Cellular component (GO): intracellular membrane-bounded organelle; endoplasmic reticulum membrane
Molecular function (GO): 11-beta-hydroxysteroid dehydrogenase (NADP+) activity; steroid binding
Source: RefSeq, a predicted model, not a curated record
UAUGAAAAGAGCCGGGCAGAACCCAAACGGCACCGCCGGGUAGGCCGAGGCUCUGCCAGCUAAACCAAAGGGUUUGCUUCACUCAUCCAGCCACCCGUGAUUUUCCAGUGCUUUGGAAGCUGCAGUUCCUUCACUAACAGUGGGAUGGGUCGGUUGCAAAAGAUUCUCAUUCCCUUUUUGGGACUGGUUUUGGCCUUCUGGUUUUAUUCUGCGAGGGAGAAUUUCAAACCGGAGAUGCUGAAAGGGAAGCGGGUGAUUGUCACCGGCGCGAGCACUGGGAUUGGAGAGGAGAUGGCAUAUCACUUGGCACGGAUGGGAUCCCACAUUCUGAUCACAGCACGGACAGAGACCAAGCUACAGAAAGUCGUGGAGCGGUGCCGGGAGCUGGGAGCAGCCUCGGCGCAGUACAUCAGUGGCACCAUGGAGGACAUGGCCUUCGCCGAGCAUGUGGUGAAGGAGGCACAGACCUCGCUGGGAGGCCUGGACAUGCUGAUUCUUAAUCACGUCGGCACGUCGUACUUCGGUUAUUUCGAUGGAGAUGUUGGGCACAUCCGAAAGCUCCUGGAGAUCAACUUCCUCAGCUACGUGGCAAUGACCGUGUCAGCGCUGCCCAUGCUGAAGGAGAGCGAGGGCAGCAUCGUGGUGGUUUCAUCCAUGGCAGGUAAAGUCGGGUUUCCUUUUACGGUCCCCUACUCUGCAACUAAGUUUGCCUUGGAUGGAUUUUUCAGCUCCCUGAGGCAGGAAUUCCACAUUCAGAACAUUAACGUUUCCAUCACUCUCUGCAUCCUUGGCUUCAUUGAUACUGAUCGCGCCCUGCACGCCGCCGCGGACGUGCUGCUUGUGCCACCGGCGCCGCGCACCGAGUGCGCGCUGGAGAUCCUGAAGGGCGGCGCGCUGCGGCGGCGGGAGCUCUACUACCGGUACGGCUCGACCCGGCUCCCGCUGCUGCUGCGCGACUGCGCCGCCGAGCUGCUGGACCGCCUGGUGCGCAGCCGGUACCGGCUGGACCGCAUCGGCACCGGCCAGCGCCGCCACCCGAGCGCCGGUAACUGAGCUGCGGGCUCUGGUACCCGGUAAGCUCACGUUCCCCGGUGCAACACCCUCCUCUGCCGGCGGACACGGGUCCUGCCUGCGCGCCGUGGUGUCGCGUCGAAGGAGAUGCGGGGGGUCCCCUCCCGGCAUUCCCGGAUGAGGGAAACAUGGGAACAAGCUGUAAUAAACGUCUCUAACCCAA